Messenger RNA from Morone saxatilis (striped sea-bass), 1565 nucleotides. Its product is annotated as cysteine-rich and transmembrane domain-containing protein 1. Bases 177 to 611 code for a protein of 144 amino acids. NCBI's taxonomy places the organism in Eukaryota, Metazoa, Chordata, Actinopteri, Moronidae. Gene Ontology annotation, cellular component: extracellular exosome. The record is from RefSeq and is a predicted model, not a curated record. The transcript has 3 exons.
AGACAAGAGAGGGUCGCUCAUUGCGGUAAAAAAAAAAAAAAAAAAAAAAAAAAAAAAAAGAGAAAGAGAAAUAGUGCUAAACAGUGAGGACAGAAGAGGGUUCUUUCUGAACGCGCAUUGCUAAAUCACCACACACUGGGACUCUGUUUACUGUAAGGUGAUUUUUCAACCCAAAGAUGAAUUUUGAGCAGCCCCCUCCAUACCCAGGCAAUGGCCCCACUGCUCCUGGCUACCCAGGCCAGGGCCCACCACCACAGGGCUACCCAGGCCAUGGCCCACCACCACAGGGCUACCCACCUCAGGGAUUUCCUCCACAGGGAUACCCCGUGAACAUGGAGCAGCCUAAUCCAGCUUACCCUAACUACCCUGUCGGACAAAUGGGCCCUGGAGGUCCUUAUCCUGGCCCAGAACAGCCUCCCUAUCAAGGCUACGCUGGACAACCACAGUUUGGCUGGCAGGGGGGACCCCCUCCUGGGCCUAUGUAUGGGGAAGCUCCCAAAAACACAGUGUAUGUGGUGGAGGACAGAAGAAGAGACGACACAGGAGACACAUGCCUGACAGCCUGCUGGACAGCUCUGUGUUGCUGCUGUCUCUGGGACAUGCUGACAUAACGUAUUCCCCAACUGUUCACUCCCAUUACCCACUUGCCCCUCAUUUCUGUGCCUCGAACCCCAUCACCCUCUCCCCCCAUCAGCCUUAAACCUUGCACUCCCUCAAAAUCACCCUUCUAUUUCCUCGACACGUCUUGCUCGUCUAUAAAUAUAAGCCUUGAUCCCAUGUGGACGUCUUUUAUGUGCAGCCCUCAGCACUGACUGACAUGACUGACCCUGUCUAGGGGCUACUCUGUAGCUGCUUGUAACUGAGCUUCUAAACAUAACCUGAAUCUCAGGCUCUUCUCUGUAAUCUUACACCAACACACAACAGGCACAAACGCGCGCACACACACACACACACACACACUAAGGUACAUACACAAUAACACAUGCACGCAUACAGUGUACUUGGAUCUCAGGCUCAUCUAGUGUGAGGCUCUUUGGCACUUUAUGAUAAUUACCUCUGUAAGAUACUACUCCUGCCUGCCCUCUCAACCAUCUCCAACCUUCCCUAACCCCCCUUCAGCUAUGCUACUUCCCAUCGCCAAGGACUACCCUUUUCCUGGACCCAAAGGCCACCAAGACCCUGGCUGCUAAUGAGCUACAGGGCGCUCUGAAGAAGCUAAUGCUUGAAAUGUACCCCUUUCAUUUGCACAGAAGCCGUUUUUGCCGAUGUUUGUCUUCAAGUGAAAUCAUAUGAUAAUAAAUGGAAUGCAUUUUUAAAGAUGACAGUGAGUUAUGUUUAAUUACUGUUAACAUUCGAUGGCCUCAAUGUUUUUUUUUUUUUUUUCAUGGUGAUCUUGAUAUGAAAAAUUAUUCAAAUAUUAUUUUUAUUACAUACCUUGGAGAUAAAACUGAAAAUAUGAAAAAAAAGGAGUUGUGAUUGCUUAACAGAAGAAACCAAAUGAUCUGUUAGAUGCCUUUUCUGCUUUGGAUGAGAAUCUUGCAUUAAAAUAAUUUAUUCCCAUGAAA